Penaeus indicus is the source of this 1595-nucleotide messenger RNA. Its product is annotated as beta-catenin-like protein 1. The record is from RefSeq and is a predicted model, not a curated record. Gene Ontology annotation, cellular component: spliceosomal complex. The annotation marks the transcript as partial. NCBI's taxonomy places the organism in Eukaryota, Metazoa, Arthropoda, Malacostraca, Decapoda, Penaeidae. The transcript has 10 exons.
CAAAUUUGUAAACACGAUCGCCUCGUCGUCGCUUUGAGCUGAAUUUUUUUUCUGUUUCUAAGGAGGUUUUUAUUGGACAGACACUUUGGGGGCGGAUCACACCAAGCAUGGAUGUCGGGGAGAUUUUAAAUUUCAAGCCUGAGAUGGCCGUAAAGCGUGCAGCAGAAGAAGAAGACGACGAGAAGGACCGGCCGGGCAAGAAACGAGGUCGACUGGAGUCAAGGGGUCUAGGGCCCCAGCCCCCCUCCUCCCACCUGGGCAGCUUAGGGGUUGUGGCCUCAGCUCGGACGCGGCAGAUUGUGGAGGAGAAAUUGAUGGAGUACGAAGAACAGGAAAACUCUGAGCUGACAGAUGGUCCCCUGAAUGAGUCAUUGCUCAAGAAAAUGAUUUUGAGCUUUGAGAAACGUGUACUGAAAAAUCAGGAAUUGCGAAUCAAGUUUCCUGAUGAUCCUCGCAAAUUCAUGGAAUCGGAGAUAGAGCUGAAUGAUGCGGUUGAGGAGCUGCACGUGGUGGCCACUGUGCCUGAGCUGUACCCUGUGCUGGUGGAGCUGGGCACUGUCAAAAGCCUGCUCUCCCUCCUCAGCCACGACAACACCGACAUUGCCAUCGCCACAGUUGACCUCCUGCAGGAAAUGACCGAGCUGGAGGACAUACAGGAGGAGGAGGGUGCUGAGGCCCUGAUUGAUGCUCUGCUGGAGGGCCAGGUGGUCACCACUCUUGUCCACAACUUGCAGCGGAUGGAUGAGUCCAACAAGGCAGAAGCAGAUGGAGUUCACAAUAGUCUGGGGAUAAUUGAGAACCUAGCAGAGGUGCGCGUGCAGGUGUGUCGAGAUGCUGGUCCUGGGGGUUUGCUGGCAUGGCUCCUGAAGCGGCUGAGGGCAAAACUGCCGUUUGAUGCCAACAAGCUUUACAGCUCAGAGAUCCUGGCCAUUUGUAUGCAGAACCACGAAGAGAACAGGCGUCUUCUUGGCGAAAUGGACGGGAUUGAUGUGCUCCUUCAGCAGCUUGCCGUUUACAAGCGACACGACCCAUCCACCAAUGAGGAGCAAGAGAUGAUGGAGAACCUGUUUGACACCCUCUGCUCCUGCCUCAUGUUCACACCCAACAGAGACCUCUUCUUGAGGGGGGAGGGUCUACAGCUUAUGAACCUCAUGCUGAGAGAGAAGAAGCUCUCCCGCAACGGAGCCUUGAGAGUGCUUGACCACGCGCUUACAGGUCAGGAAGGUGCCGACAACUGUAACAAAUUUGUGGAGAUCCUAGGUCUACGGACAAUCUUCCCUCUCUUCAUGAAGACUCCGGGCAAGCAUGGCAAGAAGGGCCUCACUAAGGACCAGCAUGAGGAGCAUGUCAUCUCAAUCAUCACAUCUCUGCUCCGCAACUGCCGGCCCAACCAGAGAACACGCCUCAUCAACAAAUUUACAGAGAAUGACCAUGAAAAGGUGGACAGGCUGCUGGAGUUACACUUCAAAUACCUGGAGAAGGUCCUAGCCACCAACCUUGAAGAACAGGCCAAGGCAGAGAAUCUGGACGAAGAUGAGCUGUACCUGCGAAGGCUGGAUGGUGGCCUGUUCACGCUACAGCUGGUCGACUACAUA